AUGUUCGAUGCAGGUUGUGGAUGGAGGCUCUACCGACGAGGGCGGGGCCUGCUCCGCUGGCCGGAAACUCUGCGAAAGCUCACCUUUGGAAGGGAGUUCAACGAGCCCAUCCAGGGCAUCCUUUGGCCUCCGUCGCUGGAAGAAGUUCGUUUUGGGGCUUCGUUCAACCAGCCGAUCCAAGACAUCGUGUGGCCGGUCUGUCUACAGCGACUCACCAUCGGGCACUACUUCGAUCAACCGGUCGACAUCGAUUGGCCGGAAACGCUGCGACAGCUCACCUUUGGGCAUUGCUUCGAUCAGAGAGUUGAUGCCGUCAAAUGGCCAAGCUCCUUGCAAGAGUUGGUUUUCGGAGCCUUCUUCAAUCAGCCUAUCGAUGGCGUCUUGUGGCCGCUUUCGUUGCGGCAUUUAGCCUUGACUGGAUUCUUCAAACACGCGAUUGGCAACGGCGCUGGCUGGCCGAGCUCCCUGCGACGACUGACUAUCGGCCAAAACUUUAUUCAGCCAAUCGCUACGGUAUCGUGGCCACCAUUGAUGGAAGAGUUGACCCUUGGCACGUUCUUCAACCAGCCCAUCGACGCUGUCGUGUGGCCGGUCUCCCUUCAAUGUCUUUCGUUUGGAAGUUCUUUCAAUCAACCGUUAGACAACGUAUCGUGGCCAGCGUUGCUCCAACGGCUGUGCUUCGGACGAGCAUUCAACCAGCCGAUUGAUGGGACAUCAUGGCCAUCGUCGCUCCAACAGCUUACCUUUGGCCAAGAAUUCAACCAAAGCAUCACAGGCGUCGUAUGGCCACACUCGCUUCAACGAUUGAAGUUUGGCGACCGAUUUGACCAACGAAUCGACGACGUAACGUGGCCAGAUUCUCUUCAAGAGGUGUGCUUCGGCGGGUAUUCAACCAGCGAAUCGAGGGAGUGUUGUGGCCACCCUCGCUGGAACGAUUGA
Ectocarpus sp. CCAP 1310/34 is the source of this 939-nucleotide messenger RNA. The record is from the annotation of a GenBank genome assembly. NCBI's taxonomy places the organism in Eukaryota, Phaeophyceae, Ectocarpales, Ectocarpaceae.